Molecule: messenger RNA, 1200 nt
Organism: Ipomoea triloba (trilobed morning glory)
Lineage: Eukaryota; Viridiplantae; Streptophyta; Magnoliopsida; Solanales; Convolvulaceae
Product: ethylene-responsive transcription factor-like protein At4g13040
Exons: 7
Coding region: 294-974 (226 amino acids)
Biological process (GO): regulation of DNA-templated transcription
Molecular function (GO): DNA binding; DNA-binding transcription factor activity
Source: RefSeq, a predicted model, not a curated record
CCCUCUCUCCCCCAAAAAACAAAGACAUAAUGAGAGUAGAAAUAAAACAAAAGGUGGUAGAUGCAUGAGUAACAACAACUACAAUCCUUUCUCUCUCUCUCUCUCUCCCUUUCUCUCUCUAAUCCCUUCAUCUCUCACCACCUUCAAUUCCAACCCACCACCACCGCCACCACAUCGCCUCUGAUUCUACCUUUGCCUCGGUUGCCACGUCCCCAUCAACCCACCACCCCACCUUUUCUUGUCUUCCCGGCGAGGCUGUGACAUUGUUCCCUAGGCAUAAUUGAAGAGGACAUAUGGUGAGCCUUCGAAGGCGUAGACUCCUUGGACUUUGUUCUGGGAGAAGUUCGUUCAUUGUUCCAUUUCCAAAGUUUCCCGAGAAUGGAAGCAUGCCUGGAAACUAUAUGCAGAAUACAAAACUGGUCGGUAGUGUCUUUUCCAAGCCUUCAAUGGAUGUUGACCAGCUGAAGGAGGAAACUACCGCUCUUGGAACAUCUAGUUUUUCAGCCUCCCCGCCUUUGAAAGAGCAGGAAAACGCAAAAUUCCCAGAAGUUAAGCGCAGAAAACGGCAUAGGAGGAAACACUUUGACAACCAAGAACCAUGCUUGAUGAGAGGGGUCUAUUUUAAGAACAUGAAGUGGCAAGCAGCAAUAAAAGUCGAUAAAAAACAAAUUCACUUGGGAACCGUUGGCUCGCAAGAAGAAGCUGCGAGAUUGUAUGACAGGGCCGCUUUUAUGUGUGGAAGGGAGCCCAACUUUGAACUCUCAGAGGAAGAGAAACAGGAACUGAGAAAGUUCGACUGGGACGAGUUCUUGGCAAUGACUCGAUCUGCAAUUACCAGCAAAAAAACUCGGAGAAGAAGCGGGGUAGGUGCAAGGAGAAAAUCUGAGUCCUCACCACAAAACAGUGAGGAGGGUGAGCAACAGGGCAAUGGUUUUUCAGCCUCAGAAGAUGCAGACCAAGACACAUCUGUUUAAUGAUUUUUUUUAAAUAUUUUUUUUUUGGGAAUUUAUACCUAUAAAAUGCCUGAACAUAAUUGGGUUAUAUUUCUGUUUAACCAUUCAGCAUAUCCUAUCCUGACACCCCAAGAAAAUUAUUUUUAUAUAUAUAUAUAUACAGAUGUCCAUGUUACUGCAGACAGAUAAUACUGAUAUUUCAUUGGCAAGUUCAAUCAGAUGUACUAAGGGUACCAUUCUGAUUUCU